AUGCUGUCUGGAGGGGGAAAAGGAAAACAUGUUGGAGGAAAAGGAGGAUCCAAAGUUGGCGAACGCGGACAAAUGUCCCAUUCAGCGCGAGCUGGACUCCAAUUUCCAGUUGGACGUGUAAGGAGAUUUCUUAAGGCUAAAACUCAAAAUAAUAUGCGCGUCGGUGCGAAAAGUGCCGUAUACAGUGCUGCUGUCUUGGAAUACUUGACCGCUGAAGUUUUGGAAUUGGCUGGCAAUGCGGCCAAAGACUUAAAAGUCAAGCGUAUCACUCCUAGACACUUGCAAUUGGCCAUCCGUGGAGAUGAAGAAUUGGAUACCUUAAUUCGUGCUACUAUUGCUGGUGGUGGUGUUUUGCCGCACAUCAAUAAACAAUUGUUGAUCCGUACGAAGGAAAAGUACCCCGAAGAAGAAGAAGAAGUUAUCUAA
Molecule: messenger RNA, 426 nt
Organism: Schizosaccharomyces osmophilus
Lineage: Eukaryota; Fungi; Ascomycota; Schizosaccharomycetes; Schizosaccharomycetales; Schizosaccharomycetaceae
Gene: pht1
Product: histone H2A variant H2A.Z Pht1
Exons: 1
Coding region: 1-426 (141 amino acids)
Cellular component (GO): nucleosome
Molecular function (GO): protein heterodimerization activity; DNA binding; structural constituent of chromatin
Source: RefSeq, a predicted model, not a curated record